Molecule: messenger RNA, 960 nt
Organism: Impatiens glandulifera
Lineage: Eukaryota; Viridiplantae; Streptophyta; Magnoliopsida; Ericales; Balsaminaceae
Product: zinc finger MYM-type protein 1-like
Exons: 5
Coding region: 1-960 (319 amino acids)
Biological process (GO): lipid metabolic process
Molecular function (GO): phosphoric diester hydrolase activity
Source: RefSeq, a predicted model, not a curated record
AUGUAUGAUGCAACUAUUAAUGUGCUUGAAAAUAUUAUCAAAGAUGGUUCCUCUAUUUCGAUGCGUGGGGAAGCUGGUGGAUCUUUAAUAGUGAUGAAGUCUUUUGAUUUCAUUUUUACUUUGCACUUAAUGCAUAAAAUUAUGGGGAUCACAAAUUUGCUUAGUCGUGACUUACAAAGAAAGUCUAUUGAUAUAUUAAAUGCAAUGAAUUUGGUAUCUUUUACUAAAGCACUUCUCUUGAAAUUAAGAAAUGAUGGGUUUGAUAUUCUUCUUUCGAAUGUCAUAUCAUUUUGCACAAGAUUAGAUGUUGAUAUACCAGAGAUGAGUGCUCGUUAUAAGAAAUAUAGUCGUUCAUGUGGACAAAAUGAUACCAUCACAGUUGAGCAUCACUUUCAUUAUGAUAUAUUCAAUGUUGCAAUAGAUUUUCAGUUGGAAGAGUUAAACUUCAGAUUCAGUGAUGAUACAGUCGAACUUCUUUCGCUUAGUUCUACUUUGGACCCAAAUGAUAAAUUUAAAAACUUCAACAUCGACAAAAUUUUGACUAUCGCUAAGAAGUAUUAUCCUGAGGAUUUCACCAAACAAGAAAUGCAUCAUUUGAGGAGUCAACUACAACAUUUUGAGAUUGAUAUAACCUGUGCUGCAAAUGGAAAUACUCGCCCCAGAUGUGCUCGUAUUCAACCAUUGAUCUCCGUCUCUAAGGUGAAAGACUUUCCUUUCAAUCGGUAUUCAUGGCUGACAACUCACAAUUCUUUCACACUGUCCAGAGUGAAAUCCGCGACGGGAUCUCUCAUCAUAACAAUGACGAACCAAGAAGACUCGGUCACUAGUCAACUCAAGGUAAAGUCGACCAAAGUGAAGGGAAUUAGCCUUCUAAUUCUUCAUUCUUGGAAGAUGGAAAUUGGAGGGUAUUUUCAGGGGUACAUGAACUGGCAUGGCAAGAGAAUGAUAGUUUUGAUUUAG